GCAACAAGGACCGCAACGCCGGAGAACGUGAUCGGGAGGAAUAUGUCGAUACCGAGCGGAGUUGAACACGAGCACCAGAUUAUUGAAGAGGUCUCGCGGGAUGGCCGUUCCUCCACUCCCAGCUCCCAGCUCAUUCCCGGCCACACAACUGCCCAACAUGGACGGUAAAGAGGUGGCACGUGCUCGAAAAGACAACCCGAGGAGGAAGAUCUUCGAUUGGAUCUCGGAACCUCGACCCGACAGUAUCACCCCUUUCCAAAAGUUCAUCGUGGAUCUGGAUUGGGAGAAGUCUCCGUUAGGACCAAUGAAGCAUUGGCCUGCCCAAUUGAGACAGAUGGUGCUGCUGGUGGUGCAAGAUCCUUCUCCCGCUGUCGUGUACUGGGGAGAUAAUGCCACGAUUAUCUACAAUGAGCCGUAUACCCAACUCAUUGGACGAAAACACCCCGCCCUUCAAGGCCAGGAUCCCAAAAUUGAAUUCGCCGAGAUUUGGGACCAUUUCGAGAGGCUCUUGGCGAAUCAACGGGAAACAGCAAAAACUGUAGUUGAAGCAAAUGCAUUUCUUCUCCUGUUUAGACACGGAUUUUUUGAAGAAACCUUCUUCAGCUGGAAGUUUGUGCCGAUUAUUGGUCAUGAAGGUUGGGUAGUCGGAUCCCACGCUACCGUUGUGGAGGUUACUCGAGAAGUUCUUUCAGAUCGAAGAUUAAAGAUCGUUAGAUCCCUCAGUCGUCAACUAUCGGGUUCGGAAAGUAUCAAAGACCUGUGGCGUCGAAUCAUUCUCGGCAUUGAAGGUGCAGACAAAGACAUCCCUCUGGCUCUUCUGUAUUCAGUUGCAGACCAGAAGCUCGCUUCGAAGAGAUCUAAAUGUCCUAAUCUCAACGAGACCAACGGUCAGGCAUCGACAAUUUGCAUUCUUGAGAGUUUAAUUGGCAUCCCUGUCGACCAUGAGUUGGCUGCUGAGAGUCUUGAUCUGGGCAAUGACGACACUUGGCUCGUUUCUCCACUCAAGAAAGCCAUCAAGGAGAUGACACCAGUCGUGGUGCAAGUCGACGAUAAAUUGAAGGACAUGUUCGGGAGAAUAGAGUGGAGGGGUCACGGGGUUCCGGCCACUCAAGUUGUUGUUUGCCCAAUCAUACCAGCGGAUUCGAAGAAUGUCCUGGCUUUCUUGAUUAUUGCCCUGAAUCCACGAAGGCCUUACGAUGACGACUAUCGGGGAUUUGUUCAUCUGCUGACUCAGCAAGUAACUAUACCGGAACUUUCAGCAGUGAUUCUUCGCGAGGAGGUGCAGAGACGACAACAAAUAUCCACAGAAGAGGCUUUGGCAAGAGAUCGGCUUUACCGUGAAGUUUCAGAGGCAGAGACAAAAUUUGCAAGAUUUGCAACACGAGCACCUAUUGGGCUGGGAAUUCUCACACCGGAAGGCCUCGCCUUGUCAGCUAACGAUCUCUGGUUGGAGUUGACUCAGCUGGAGGUCGGGUCCUCGGCAGUCAGCUGGCCUGCCGUCCUUUGCGAAGGAGAACCAGAUCACGUUAAUGAAGGUUGGGAGCGAAUGAUUUCACGAAAAAAGUCAGUGACCAUGCAGACACGGCUCAAGAGACGCUGGCAAGCACCGGACCCCGAUAUAAAUGGAGAGGCGCAAUAUUCUGAGACGCAUAUACUACUUGCAAUGCAUCCAGAUCUUGACGAAUUUGGUGAGGUUACCACAGUGAUGAGCUGCAUUACGGAUGUGUCUGGUUUGAAGUGGUCUGAACUCCAGUUGAGAAAAAAGAUGGAUCAAGCUAUUGAGAUGAAGAGGCAGCAAGAAAGAUUCAUUGACAUGACAUCACACGAGAUGAGAAAUCCAUUAUCAGCCCUCAUCGGCUGCGCUGAUGCAAUCAUCACUUCACUGAACGAACUCCGAACAGCAACCAGGAUGGGUGGAGUUCUCAACGGAACUAGAAAUCCUCAUUUGGAGCACAACUCCGAGAUCUCAAAGCCUUUGCAUUUGUUAGACGAAACAAUCGAAGCCGCAGAUACCAUAAUCUACUGUGCGAUGCACCAAAAACGAAUCAUCGAUGACAUCUUGACGCUCUCAAGACUUGACUCGAAUCUCCUUCUUGUCUCGCCCGAGCCGUCACAGCCAAUCCAUCUCGUUCGAAGUGCAUUAAAGAUGUUUGAAGCUGAAUUGAAAAGGGCGGAAACGAAACGUGAGGUCACUGAAGAGCCGUCCCUGGAGACCUUGCAGGUUCAGUGGACUCUGCUUGAUCCGAGCAGAGUGCUGCAGGUGCUCAUAAAUCUGAUGACAAACGCAAUAAAAUUCACGCGCACAGAACCCCACCGUCACAUCAAAAUAACCAUGGGUGCCUCCCUCGACAAGCCCUCCAUGAGUAACUCCUUCGGCGUGCAAUAUGUCCGCAAGAACAGCACAUCUCCAGACCAAACAACGAAGCCCGAAUGGGGCGACGGUGAGAUCAUCUACAUCUGUAUAACAGUAACCGACACAGGCCGCGGCCUGGUCGAAUCCGAGAUCAAGAAUCUUUUCCAUCUCUUCGCGCAAGCUUCUCCAAAGACGCACCAAACCUACGGAGGUUCGGGGUUGGGACUCUUCAUUAGUCGACAACUAGUCGAGAUGCAAGGCGGUGAGAUCGGCGUUGCCUCGCAAGCUGGUAAAGGGAGUAUCUUUCAGUUCUACGUCAAGACACGACGGACUACCGCGCCUGAGGAAAUUCAAGAGAAGACAGAUUUACAAUUGCUAGUGAGGGAGGAUGCGCUGAGAGAGGCGUGCGCGGUUGAGAUAUCGGCGCUGCAGAAUGGGAUGAAGAUGCCGAAUAUUCAGCUUGAGAAUGUGACGCCUCUGUCGCCAGCGCUGCAUAUACUUGUUGUGGAGGAUAAUCUUGUGAAUCAGAAGGUUGUUAGUAAGCAACUGAGAAAAUCGGGGCAUUUUGUUAGUGUAGCGAAUCAUGGCGAGGAGGCGUUGGAGUUUAUUAGGGGCUCGGAGUUUUGGUCAGAGGAGGGUGGCGGAGAGAGAUUGAGUGUUGUGUUGAUGGAUUUGGAGAUGCCAGUUAUGGAUGGGAUUACGUGUGUUAAGCGAAUUAGGGAGUUGCAACGUAUUGGGUUGAUUAGGGGCCAUGUGCCUGUUAUUGCCGUUACUGCGAAUGCGAGGAAGGAUCAGAUUAUGAUGUCCAUGAAUGCUGGGAUGGACGACGUGACAACAAAACCCUACCGGAUGCAAGAUAUGCUAAAACAAAUAGAGAAACUGGUUGCGAGAUAUACAAGGAUGGCUAUGCCAGGUGAUUGAUUCGGUAUUUGGUACAUUGGUUUGUCGGUAUUUGUAUGUGGACUGGUUUGUACAGUAUUUAUAAAUAUAUAGAGAAUGGUAGCCUAGAUUUUUGACUUCCCUACGUCGAGGAAGUAGAGUUCAAGGAGGAUACUGACCAGUCGA
Messenger RNA from Hyaloscypha bicolor E, 3418 nucleotides. RefSeq names its product putative histidine kinase M2QJp. Gene Ontology annotation, biological process: phosphorelay signal transduction system; phosphorylation. Lineage: Eukaryota; Fungi; Ascomycota; Leotiomycetes; Helotiales; Hyaloscyphaceae. The transcript has 5 exons. Gene Ontology annotation, molecular function: phosphorelay sensor kinase activity. The record is from RefSeq and is a predicted model, not a curated record. The coding region runs from base 101 to 3274 and encodes 1057 amino acids.